Molecule: messenger RNA, 690 nt
Organism: Colletotrichum graminicola M1.001
Lineage: Eukaryota; Fungi; Ascomycota; Sordariomycetes; Glomerellales; Glomerellaceae
Product: short chain dehydrogenase
Exons: 3
Coding region: 1-690 (229 amino acids)
Source: RefSeq, a predicted model, not a curated record
AUGUACAGGUUUCCGGGAGUUGCCCUCAUUACUGGUGCUGGAGGAACUGGCAUUGGUUCCGCUGUUGCCAAAGGCUUCGCGCGAUCCGGAUGUUCGAAAAUUGCUAUUACCGACCUGAACAAAAAGUCACUAUCAGACACACGGGAAGCAAUUCUUCAAAUCGAUCCCGAAGCCCAGGUGAUAAGUCAAGAAGGGGAUAUCUCAGACGAAGCCUUUGUCAAUACUUUUGUGGGAAAAGCUAGCAAAAGAUUCGGUCGUAUCGAUUACUCCAUUAGUUGCGCCGGGAUUCUAGGGGAAUCGUUGCGGUCACACGAAACAUCAACGGCUGCUUUCGACCUCGUCACAAACGUCAACUAUAAGGGUAGCUGGUUGGUGUCUCGUGCUGUUUUACGCCAAAUGUUAAGCCAGAAGCCGCAUGAGGAGCAUCCGAGCCAGCGAGGAGCUAUUGUCAACAUUGCUAGUCAACUCGGUGUCGUUGCGCGGCCAGCGGCUGGCGUAAUUGCCACGCCGAUGACAACCGCAUCCGAAGAGUUGAUUCAUAGACUGAGACCCGCGAUCGAUAUUGCACCCAUGAGGCGGAUGGGAACGCCCGAAGAAGUGGCAAACGCAGUGUUGUUUCUAUGUUCCAGCCAAUCCUCGUUUAUUCAAGGGCAUGCAUUGGUGGUUGACGGCGGAUACACUAUCAAUUAG